Onychostruthus taczanowskii (white-rumped snowfinch) is the source of this 1102-nucleotide messenger RNA. RefSeq names its product elongation factor 1-delta-like. The coding region runs from base 106 to 1038 and encodes 310 amino acids. Gene Ontology annotation, cellular component: eukaryotic translation elongation factor 1 complex; cytosol. The transcript is spliced from 9 exons. NCBI's taxonomy places the organism in Eukaryota, Metazoa, Chordata, Aves, Passeriformes, Passeridae. The record is from RefSeq and is a predicted model, not a curated record. Gene Ontology annotation, biological process: translational elongation. Gene Ontology annotation, molecular function: guanyl-nucleotide exchange factor activity; translation elongation factor activity.
UACGCGCCGCCCCCAUAACCCUCCGCGCGGCGCACGCCGCCCCUCUCUAUCCCGGCGGCGGCCAAAGGGAGCGGAGGGGCUUUAAGGGGGCAAAGCUGCCGGAAAAUGGCUGUGGAUUACUUCCUGCACGACAAGAUCUGGUUCGAGAAGUUCAAAUACGACGACGCCGAGCGAAGGUUCUACGAGCAGAUGAACGGCCCCAUGGGUGGCCCCUCCCGCCAGCAGGAGAACGGAGCCAGCACGAUCCUCCGCGACAUUGCCAGAGCCAGGGAGAAUAUCCAGAAAUCGCUGGCCGGACAGAAGACCCCUGCUCAGAGCAAGGAAGCUCCUUGUGCCCGUCCCAAGAAACAGUCGGGACGCUCCGCCAGUGCAAGCACAACCUCCUCUGGAGCUGCUGGUGACCAAAAUGAGCUCCUGUCCCGAAUUUCCCACCUGGAAGUGGAAAACCAGAACCUCCGCAGUGUUGUUGCAGACCUCCAGAUGGCCAUUUUCAAGCUGGAAAGUCGCCUGAACGCUCUGGAGAAAUCCUCAACUUCUCACCAGCCCUCAUCUGUUCCUCCAACCCAGAAAGUGGAACCGUUCAGCGUUCCCUCCAAAAAGGUGGAGCUCCCGGCCAAGAAAGCCGAGCCAGCUGCUGCUGAGGAUGAUGAGGAUGAUGACAUUGACCUUUUUGGGAGCGAUGAUGAGGAGGAAGACCAGGAAGCUGCCAAAGUCCGGGAAGAGCGGCUCCGGCAGUACGCGGAGAAGAAGGCCAAGAAGCCGGGACUCAUUGCCAAGUCUUCCAUCCUGCUGGAUGUGAAGCCAUGGGAUGACGAGACUGACAUGGCCAAGAUGGAGGAGUGUGUCCGGUCCAUCCACAUGGAUGGGUUGGUGUGGGGAGCCUCCAAACUGGUCCCAGUCGGAUAUGGCAUCAAGAAACUCCAAAUCCAGUGCGUGGUGGAGGACGAGAAAGUCGGGACAGACAUCCUGGAGGAGGAGAUCACCAAGUUUGAGGACUAUGUGCAGAGCGUGGAUAUUGCUGCUUUUAACAAGAUUUAGAAGGGAAAACUGUAUCCCCCCUCAUCCGAACCUGGAAUUAAUAAAGAUGAACAUUGGGAGUGCA